This is a messenger RNA of Tigriopus californicus, 2700 nucleotides long. It is a transcript of the gene bel, whose product is annotated as putative ATP-dependent RNA helicase Pl10. Gene Ontology annotation, cellular component: nucleus; P granule. NCBI's taxonomy places the organism in Eukaryota, Metazoa, Arthropoda, Copepoda, Harpacticoida, Harpacticidae. The record is from RefSeq and is a predicted model, not a curated record. Bases 245 to 2425 code for a protein of 726 amino acids. Gene Ontology annotation, biological process: gamete generation; cell differentiation. The transcript is spliced from 8 exons. Gene Ontology annotation, molecular function: ATP binding; RNA binding; RNA helicase activity.
CUCUCUCUCUCUCUCACUGUGUCUCUCUCUGUGUGUGAACUCUCAAGUUCUGUCUGUGGCUCUUCUUGUUUCUGUCUGUGAACUCCCUCAGCUGAAAAUUGGAAUUGAUUCGCAUCCUGAGAUUGGAUCCUUCAAGUACCCUCCCACAUUGACCCACUCCCAUCUUGGCCUUUGACACCCUGAGUUUGAAUACCCCUGGACGAGCCCACCCACUUCUAAACAACACGUGCGGGAUCAUAGUAAUAUGAACAGUGGAUCCCUACAAAAUGGAGGAGGACGUUUAGAGCACUCGGAAGGUGUUCUGAGCUCCGAUAAUCCCACGGCUCAUUCCGGCGAAAGCGGCGGCGGCGGCAACUCCGGCCGUGGCGCCCAGCAAAGCAAUACUCCCAAGUCGCGUUACGUACCGCCUCACUUGAGAGGACGUGGAGGCGGCGCUCCCGCAGGAGGUGGACCCGAUUCCGACGGUGACUUUGGACGGAACGGAGGCGAUCGCGGAUCGCGAGGCGGUGGCCGUUGGAACGACGACCGCGGCGGACGUGGUGGUGGUGGUGGUGGCGGCGGUGGCUACAGCGAUCGCGGCUUCAACAACCGGUGGUCUACCACUAGUGAAUUCGGUCGCGGGGGUCGUGGUGGACCCGGCGGCGGCGGUGGUGGUGGUUCUUGGGGCGGUAGUGGCGGUGGCGGCGGGGGACGAUGGAACGAUGACCGCGGUGGUGAUCGAUACGGGUCUCGUGGAGGCGGCGGGGGUCGCUACGACAAUCGGGGUGGUUCGAACGGCGGCGGGGGUGGCCAAUCCGAAGACUGGCUCUCCCCCUUGCCUCGGAAUGAACGCCUCGAGUUGGAACUCUUUGGGGGCGGCCAUGGCCCGUCGGGCAUCAACUUUGACCGUUACGAGGAUAUCCCCGUGGACGCCAGUGGGAACGAUGCCCCUCCGGGCAUUGAAGAUUUCUCCCAAGUUGAGCUGACCCCGAUCAUUGCGGCCAAUAUUGAGUCCGCUCAUUACACCAAACCCACUCCCGUUCAGAAACACGCCAUCCCAGUUAUAUUGAAUGAGCGAGAUUUGAUGGCUUGCGCUCAAACUGGAAGUGGCAAGACGGCCGCAUUUCUUAUCCCCAUUCUUCAUCGCCUCCUUGUGUGCGGCCCGGUCACUGGUGCCCAAUCGUUCGGCGGUUACUCAAGUCGUCGCAAGCAAUUUCCUUUGGCUUUAGUUUUGGCUCCCACUCGUGAGUUGGCCACACAGAUCUUCGAUGAAGCUCGCAAAUUUAGUUACCGUUCCCGCGCUCGCCCUUGUGUCGUCUAUGGCGGUGCCAACGUCGCUGAUCAGAUGCGAGAUUUGGAUCGCGGAUGCCAUUUGUUAGUGGCUACGCCCGGACGUUUGGUGGACAUGUUGGACCGAGGCAAGAUCUCCUUAGAGUAUUGCAAGUUUUUGGUUUUGGAUGAAGCCGAUCGUAUGUUGGAUAUGGGUUUCGAGCCCCAAAUCCGUCGCAUUGUUGAGGAGAACAAUAUGCCCCCCACUGGAGAUCGUCAGACUCUCAUGUUCAGUGCUACGUUUCCUAAGGAAAUUCAGAUGCUCGCUCGUGACUUUUUACACGACUACAUUUUCUUGACCAUUGGUCGCGUGGGAUCCACGUCUGAAAAUAUUACUCAGAAGAUUGUCUGGGUUGAAGAGUCGGACAAGAAGUCAUUUCUAUUGGAUUUGCUCGAUGCUGCUGGACUCAACAACAGUGAGGCUGCACCGGAAGACGCUAGUUUGACGCUGGUUUUUGUCGAAACGAAAAAAGGUGCCGAUUACUUGGACGACUACUUGUAUAAGGUGGGCUUCCCGGUGACUUCUAUUCACGGAGAUCGAACCCAAAAGGAACGUGAAGAGGCCCUUCGCUGUUUUAAAUCAGGUCGAAGUCCCAUUCUAGUUGCCACUGCUGUCGCUGCUCGUGGUUUGGACAUCCCCAAUGUCAAGCACGUCAUCAACUUCGAUCUACCCUCUGAUGUGGAAGAGUACGUCCAUCGAAUUGGACGAACUGGUCGUAUGGGAAACCUAGGCUUGGCCACAUCCUUCUUCAACGACAAGAAUCGCAAUCUCGUGAAGGAGCUGGUUGACCUGAUCGUGGAAUCGAAUCAAGAUCUCCCCAACUGGUUGGAGGCCCUGGCCAUGGAGAAUCGCUCGUCUUGGGGCGGCGGAGGCAACCGCCGCGGUCGUGGUGGGCGUAACAACUUUUCUUCUCGCGAUUACCGCAUGGAUUCGCGCAGUGGUGGGGGAGGAGGGGGCGGCGGCGGCGGUGGAGGGGGUCGGCCGAAUCGAGGCGGUGGUGGAGGCUUUGGCGGUGGGUCCCGCGGAUGGCAAGGUCCUCCGGGUGCCAGCAAUGACUACGGUGGAAACUACGGCUCAGGCGGCGGAGGUGGUGGUAACCACAUUGAUUGGUGGUAAAUUACCGACCAGGAAUGGUUCAAUCCAACGCGUCUCCCUCACAUUACCCUCGCCCCUCCCUCCCUUUUCCCACAUUACCCCCUUUUCCGCCACGGGGGGCGUCAAAAGCAUUGAUAGCCCUCAAGUGGAGGCGCUGGCUUGAAAACUACUACAACAUCUACAACUACAAACAGGAGGCUUCUCCCUCCCUCUCUCAUGUAUUCGAAACCAACACUUCAUGAUUUAACACAGAGGAAACAAAGAAAAUGUUGUAAAUAAAUGGCAAACGUUCCAUA